Messenger RNA from Patella vulgata (common limpet), 2860 nucleotides. RefSeq names its product GTPase IMAP family member 8-like. The record is from RefSeq and is a predicted model, not a curated record. NCBI's taxonomy places the organism in Eukaryota, Metazoa, Mollusca, Gastropoda, Patellidae. The transcript is spliced from 5 exons. Gene Ontology annotation, molecular function: GTP binding. Bases 91 to 1761 code for a protein of 556 amino acids.
AAUGAAUACAUUCGUUCUCUGACCAUUGGUGAUUAAGACGACAGACUAUUACCGGUGAUAUAACAUCAGAACCCCACAAAAUAUCAGACGAUGGCUUCUGGCGACCGUGAGGACAUUCGACUAGUAUUACUAGGAAAGAAAGGUGUAGGCAAAAGUUCCCUGGGAAACAGUUUGCUUGGGAGAAAAGAGUUUAAAUCGACUCCUCUGCAAGCAAAAUGUCGGAAAGGAUCGACCACACUUGCAGAUGGAACCAACCUCGAUGCUGUUGACACACCAGGCAUUGCGGACACUACAGCUUCGACCACGGAGACAUUUGAAGAACUUACACGAUGUAUAGAGCUUUCAACCCCAGGUCCCCACGUGUUCCUGCUUGUUCUGAAGAUUGAUAGAUUUACACAGGAGGAGAUAGACACAAUCAAACAUCUCAAAUAUUGGUUUGGGCAGGAUUUCAUGAAAUACGCAGUAUUUAUUUUCACCGGUAAAGAUUCACUGGAUUAUGAUGGUUCAACGAUUAACCAGUAUCUUGAGAACAGUCCGUCUGAAAUGAAAGCACUUAUCGGGGACGCAGGCAGGCGGGUUGCAGCAAUUAACAACCGGGGUCGUGGUCCUGAACUUAAAGUCGAUGUUAAGACCAUAAUGACUCUAGUAAAACAAGCCAUACGGAUUAACAAUUGUCAAUAUUACACCAAAGAAAUGUACCAACAGGCUGUACAGGCGCGUGCCAAGCAACGUGGUUGGGUGGAAGAUGAGCGAUUUAAUGGCGAAAAAGAUUUGCGAAUACGUGAAACAUUAAAGAGAUACAGAGAAGACGAAGAGGCACAGAGAACCAGAAAAAACAAAGAUCUGCACAUUGAAACCAUGCCAUCAGAGAAUUCGAACAGUGAAAUUAGGAUCGUCAUUCUUGGUAAAACAGGAGUGGGUAAGAGCUCCCUGGGAAAUCACCUGAUACAGAACAACUGCUUCCAAUCAAGUUCUACUGGAACAUCAGUCACGUCCAUCUGUCAAUUCGGCCAGGGUAAGCGUAGUGACGGCACUACAUUAUGUGUAGUGGACACCCCCGGCCUUUUUGACACCAGACAAUCCAAUAAGGAAACAAUGACGGAAAUUGUUCGAUGUAUUGGACUGUCGUCUCCUGGUCCCCACGUUUUUUUCUUUGUACUCCGAAUCGGUCGAUUUACAAAGGAAGAUUUGGACACAGUAGAUCAUCUAGUAGCCGUCUUUGGGGAAACGGUUGUCCAUCAUGUUGUUGUCAUCUUCACUGGAAAAGACUCUCUGGAACAUGAGGGGAAAACAUUAUCUGAUUAUCUCAAUGACAAGACAACCCCACACGAGCUCAACCUAUUAUUACAGCGCUGCCAUUCACGUUGUGCUGCUAUAAAUAACCAUGCUCCUGAUACACAUGCAGAUAUUGACGGGAUAAUUAACUUGGUGCAUAAAACCAUUCAAGAAAAUGGUGGAAAUCAUUACACCGGCAAAAUAUAUUUAGCCGCUGAAGAGGCCAUGCGAGAGAAAAUGAAGAGCAUGGAAGAAGGGCGUAAAACAGAAAGGCAAUAUGCUGAACGUGAACAAACAGAAAUGCCACAGGAGAAAGAGAAACUAAUGGCUGGGUUGGGUGAAAACAUGAGUUCCGAUUCCCGUAGUAUUCUGCGGGAGUUGUUAGCAAGUUCUAGUUUGAUCCUUACAAGUCUUAUUGAGACAGUUGGUCCAAUUCUCGUUACUGCUCUAGCCCAAAUAGCACAAAAGCGAUGUACUAUUAGUUAGAUCAAUAGUAGAAAUACCGUCAGAUGUGGAUGUCAUUCGACGGUCAUCUUGUUUUAUCCAUUUAUCUUGUUUAGUUAAUUAUAGUACUUCAUAAAUUUGAUAAUGCAUGGCAUUAUGGUUGUAUUAGCUGAUAUCUACACAACACAUCUGACGUUACCUAUGAUAUAAUUGAAACGUAAUAUUGAAAAGGGGAUAAGUAAGGGUUAUCGAUUGAGACAGAGGGGUUCAAGUUAGAUGAACAUCCGAGCUCAUGCAAAGUUGUGCACCGAAAAGACGGUGUUUAUCUAACUUGAUCCCGAGGUCGAUGUCGGUAACUGACUUGCACACUGGAUACUUUGUAGAAGUUGAAUGAGUGAAUGAAACAGUUGCUGUGAGAGAGGUAACCUGGAGGGGUGGUCUACCUAUAACCUGGAAGGGAGUGGCAUGUGAAAUAUAGUAUUAUUCCUGUGGGUUUUUUUAAAUACUCCAACCUAAAACUUAGAAAAAUACGAAUUUGGUGGGAAAGCAGUGUAUCCACAUAUCCGCCAUACCUUAUGUAACGAUUUGUUUAAUGUCAUCUUCAGUUUACUAAAGACAAAUACCGAAUCACCAUUUCCACCUGUCCAUGGUUAUUCCCGAAUGUCGAUAAUUCUUAAACUUCUUCCCCCUAUUAGUUUUCAGUUUUAAUGCGUAUUACGUAAGAGAACGUUUUUGAAAAGUAACUCGGUUCUAUCCGGCAUUUUGAACGUGGAAGAAAUUGUGACAAUAUGAAAAUAUAUAUAUCUAGAACGCACUUAAGAUCAAUUGAAAAUAAAUCUAAUUCUGUUAAUAUUACUACGAACAUAAAAUGGUGACGUCACGUUUAUAUUUUAACUUAAGGUAGAAUAUUUUCUUAUUAUAUUAUGCUUUUUUGGGGUUUUUGGUUUUUUUAGUAAUAAAAAUAUUAUUACUCAAUUUUAUUUUGAUUUGCAUAUCUAAGCACCCCAUAUUCAUUAUUAUAAUGACAUCAUAUGUUUACAAUUAAAGAAGCUAUAUCGAUAUUCUUUGGCACCGAGAAAGGACAUAAAUAGGUUGCAACACAUAUAAUAAUGUAAUAUGAAUGUAUAAAAACUGAUUUACA